UUUUGUAUCAGCUGCAAAAAGGUGGACUUAGCCUCGCAGCCGGGGUAAACACUCUCCAAGUAUCGCCUUAGCAGGUCCGCAGUACAACUUUUUGGAAAAGUAAGUGAGACAGUGUUAAGGAAUGGAAGGACUCUGGAAUUUGACAUCGCUUCCGUUUCGAAACUCGUCAGGCUGUCGAAAAUUGAGGAGCGAAGGUGAACACGAUCGAAGAAAGGAGGAAAAACGAUUCCAGUGUCAACCCGGCGGGCUCGAGACCGCGAACAAAACUGAGAAGAUAUUUUGAGGCUCGUUUUAGAAACAAUAAGCCUGCGGCUCUGACAACGCGGUGGUCUAACGAAUUCACUUCUCAGCGUGGGUAAACGGUCACGAGACGUCGAAGUCAAAUCUCGAGUCGAGGGAGUCUGCGAGAAUUUAAAAGGGACGCGCAAGGAUGCUCAAUUAUCUGAUGGGAAAACUGGAGUGCAAUGACAGGUCUGAAGGGAAGGGUGACAGGAUGGCUGUCACAAACUUGGCGACCGUCGACGAGUUCAACACUUACAUCAAAUCCAAAGACUUGACGGUGAUCCACUUCUACGCGGCAUGGGCGGCUCAAUGCACACAAAUAAACGAUGUCCUCGAAGAAAUGGGAAAGUCGGCUGACUACAAGGGUGUAAACUUCGCGAAGAUAGCAGCCGAGGACGUCCCGGAGGUUUCUCUGAAGUUCGGAGUAUCCGCCGUACCGACAGUCCUGCUGCUUAGGAAUUCCGCCGUUACCGACCGAGUCGACGGCGCGAACCCGGCCGAGUUGGCCACGAAAGUGAAGCAGCAGAUAUCGUCGAAGGACUCGGUGCCGAUAGAAAUACCAAAACCGAAGGAAGACAUCGAGGAGAGGCUGAAAAAACUCGUAAACCAGGCGCCCUGCAUGCUCUUCAUGAAGGGAAACCCAGCCAGUCCGCGGUGCGGAUUCUCAAGGACGAUAAUCUCCAUAUUGGACGCUUACAACGCCGACUAUCAGACCUUUGACAUUCUUCAAGACAACGACGUUAGGGAGGGGUUGAAGAAGUUCAGCAACUGGCCAACUUAUCCACAGCUAUAUUUGAACGGCGAAUUACUCGGCGGUUUGGAUAUUGUUAGGGAAAUGGGUGAAGCCGGUGAACUUGAGGCUAUGCUGCCCAAGAAAGUUAGUUUAGAAGAGAGAGUUCGAGAAGUCAUCACCAGGGGAAAAAUAGUGAUCGUCAUGAAAGGAACUAAGGAGGACCCAAAGUGUGUCUACACGAAACAAAUCAUGGAAAUCUUCGAUGCGAUAAACGCACCUUACGAAACAUUCGACAUACUUAUGGACGAAGAAUUACGAAUCGCUUUGAAGUCCUAUUCCGACUGGCCCACUUAUCCCCACGUUUACGUCAACGGUGAACUGAUCGGUGGAUUCGACACGGUUAAGGACCUCAACGAAAGCGGUGAACUCAUAGACACCUUGUACUCCGAAACGUUCAAGGGAAACCGGCAGGUCCUACAUUCUACCGGCGUCAGUUUGAAGUCUGUGUACAACACGUAAGGAUCCUGAUCCAAAAAC
Messenger RNA from Diprion similis, 1552 nucleotides. RefSeq names its product glutaredoxin-3 (gene Grx3). The transcript is spliced from 8 exons. NCBI's taxonomy places the organism in Eukaryota, Metazoa, Arthropoda, Insecta, Hymenoptera, Diprionidae. Bases 431 to 1534 code for a protein of 367 amino acids. The record is from RefSeq and is a predicted model, not a curated record.